AAGGAGCACCGGGAAACGAAUCGUAAUCGAUGUGGUGUUGUUUUUCUACACGUUUGACCAUAUUGCACGGAUGUAUGCUCGGUAUGGCCAUCACCUUGCCAUGCCGGGUCAGUUGCCGUUCUCACUCCUAAGCCGUGGACAGUCCCGUUCCAUUCCAUUCCAUCACAACCCUCGUUAUCACGCGUCGCUGAUCUUGUCGUCUCGCAGGCGCAAAACUUUCAGCCCACGCAUCGCCAUCCAACACGCCGGUUGGCACCGUUUGGUACCCGAUUGCGAUGAUGAAAAUGAAUAAAACAUAAAGACGCUGCCGUGAAGCUUCACCGCUGCUUUCUUUGUUUGGCUGUGCCGCCAUCGCUACGGCGGAAAGAAAAGUGAUCCCGGGAAAACUCACCUCGUUACCUCGUUGUGCCGUUGUUUGCUGCUGGAAGUGAUUGCAGUCGCGUCUGCGAUGCGUAUGUUUGAUUCACCAUCAGCAGAAUCCUAGAUCGAUUAAAUCAUCGAAUCUAGUGAAACGAACAAACGAACGAGUUUCUUCGUGUGGGUGAAAAUCAAAAGGAGGCGCCCAGUACUUCACGAUCGGAAGGCGCAAUAUAAAACGCUACUACGGAUUUAUCGAGCACCGUGUGCAAUUGUUCCGUGCGAGUACUUAUCAUCGGAUAGUACACGCAGAUAUUGUGCAGUAUGGUGUGAGUGCGACAAGAGUGAAAAGGAAAAAUAAAACAGAGAGAGAGAGAGAGAGAGAGAGAGAGAGAGAGAGAGAGAGGGAAAAAGAGUAAACCGUCGUAUUCCCAACAGCAACCAAACCAAAGUGCCAAACAUCAGCACCUGAGUGUGGAAAAUCCUACGUCCGGUUUUGAGUUCGGUUUUCUGGCCAGUUGGCCAGUUCUUGCUGGCCACCCGGCAAGAAGCAUUCCCUGUGGAGUAGCAAAGCACAGGAAAAAAAAGAAAAACAGCAACCAUCAUCCACAACAGAAAGAGCAACGUUUUCGGAAAAGCCUCACAAGUCGACGAAAACCACAACUGUGGUGGUGUUGCUUCCGAGCACCGUGAACAUAUACCUUGGGGCGCACGGUGUUCCCCGGGAAGUGAUAGGUUUUUUUCUCAUCCCGGUAGUCUUCAACCAUCCAGUGAGGUCGUGUCUCGCCGCAUGUGUAUAGCGCCUUGGCACAGGAAGAUCUACGAUACGCGGGGCACCAACGGUACCGGACCAACGGUCGGGAAAUGUGGCUCCCAGUAGUAAUGGAUUUACGACUCCCCAUCCUCUGUUUGCUGAUAGUGGCAGAAAUAUCCGUAGGCUUGCGAAAUGUCCGUGUCACGGUACCGACGGCCGUACGAAAAGGCGACUCUGCACAUCUUUUCUGUGACUACGAGCUGGAAGACAAGGAACGGCUGUAUUCGAUAAAAUGGUACAAAGGAAAACGCGAGUUCUAUCGCUACACACCACAGGAGAAACCAUCGAUGAAAGUAUUCACUGCCGUUGACGUUGAGCGAUCGUUAUCGAACGAGAGUAACGUUGUCAUAAAAGCACUCGAAACAAAUGUGUCGGGAAAGUACAGCUGUGAGGUGUCGGCUGAUGCUCCAUCCUUUCACACGAUGAUAGUAUCCGGUGACAUGGAAGUCAUAGAACCGCCGCCGGAAAAACCAUCAAUAACGGGCCUGCAGGGCCGGUACCGACCGGGUGACAUCCUGCGGGGCAACUGCACCUCGAUUAAUUCUAAACCGCCAGCAAAUCUGACGUGGACGAUUAAUGACGUACCGAUAAUACCACAAUACUACAAACAGUAUCGACCGAUCAAGGACACACACACGGGGCUGGAAACAUCUAUUUUAGGAAUUAAUAUUCUUGUUGCUCAUGGACACUUCGUUAAAGGAAAACUCAAGCUUAAAUGCCAAGCAACAAUACAUCAGAUCUAUGACGAGAGUAGCGAAUGGUAUGUGGAGGAGGAUCGACCCCGAAUACUGGCGACCGGUUCGUCCAGUGGCCACAAUCUCAAUCAAAUUUAUCAACAAUCGGUGUACGAUGGAGAGCUAACCGAUCAAAGCGAUAUGUACCUAACCGUCAAUGGAUACAAAGCGGAUAAAACACCAACGUCUUCAUCGUCCGCCACCAAACAAGUCGGUGCGUACGUCAAGGUGGGCUGGAUUGCGUUCUACAUCUGCACCAUCUGCACCGUGCUGCUCUACUCCCUGCGGAUCGGCAUCUCCUGACUGUACAAUCUGAAGGAAGUGAUUAAAAUAUAAGCCUCACAUGGCGUGUGGACGAACUGGACGCCUGUCCAAACUGUAGCGCUUCCCGGUGCAAUUUCCACUAAAAGGAAAAACACGCGAAAGUCUCGUUAAUAAAUUUAUCCCUCACUAACAGCCGCAUGCAAGCGAACGAAUACUAAUGCCUUGUAGGAUGGAUUUCACCAGUGGAUUGCACACUAUAACGUACAAUGGGUCUGGUCUGUAAUGUUAAGCUUGCGUAAAUCACUAUGUUCACCUGCAGUGUAGUACUGUGUAGAUUUGAGUUAUGGUUGUUAGUUUGACUGUUUUAAACAUUGCGUUUUGUUAAGUUCUAUUGGCGCUAGACGGAAUGGAAAUGAUGUUUCAUUCGGAGAUACUUUCAAUGCUAACAAAACUUGUACAUAGGCUAGCGAUAAGUAGUUCAAUUGAUAAGUGUACACUAGUGAGGUAAGCGAUGGAAGGAAAGCAUUUUUAAGCCAGUCAACCCAAUUGCAGUCUAAGGCUCAACGCGUAGAGAAAUCGGGAACGUUAGCAACGUCCCAAUCAAAACAUGUAAAUGACACAAGAUAAACAGCAAACAAAAAACGAAAUGUACAUAGAUCUAAACACAAUCAAUCCAUGCAUUUUGGAUUACCAUCCAUGGAUGUAUGGCGACAAAUGAGCAUAACGUAAGACACUAGCAGCUCGAGUGCGGUCGGGCCUCAUUUUGUAUUGGUAAAUGUGGUAAACCAUAAGCGUUGCGGUGGAUUGUAAGGUUGCAAUUUAAACAAUAAAAUUCGUAUGUUAAAACAGUAA
Anopheles funestus (African malaria mosquito) is the source of this 3021-nucleotide messenger RNA. RefSeq lists its product as uncharacterized. The coding region runs from base 1222 to 2208 and encodes 328 amino acids. The transcript has 8 exons. The record is from RefSeq and is a predicted model, not a curated record. NCBI's taxonomy places the organism in Eukaryota, Metazoa, Arthropoda, Insecta, Diptera, Culicidae.